Messenger RNA from Ceratina calcarata, 1906 nucleotides. Its product is annotated as WD repeat-containing protein 18. NCBI's taxonomy places the organism in Eukaryota, Metazoa, Arthropoda, Insecta, Hymenoptera, Apidae. The record is from RefSeq and is a predicted model, not a curated record. Gene Ontology annotation, cellular component: rixosome complex; nuclear pre-replicative complex. The coding region runs from base 427 to 1674 and encodes 415 amino acids. Gene Ontology annotation, molecular function: protein binding. The transcript has a single exon. Gene Ontology annotation, biological process: DNA-templated DNA replication; rRNA processing.
UAUAUCAUACGAUAUCACGAUCAAGGUCAGGGAAGGAACCUGCGCUUGGUUGCUCACAAACAUGAAUCAGCAACCAACUGACACGAUUUUCAUAAUCAUAAGAAGGAGAUUGAGAAUGCGAAGUGGACACGUUUCAAUUUCUCUUUUUUACUCUGCACAAUCUUAGAUUACUACGAAAAUAUAUUUUAUUUAACAGUGAAUGACAAUCGAAAUUCAAUUGGAUUUUUAUUCUGCUACAAAAAUACACACUGGCAGUUCGCUCUUGUGUGUACCUCGUAUUCUAUGGUAGUACCCUAACCUAACGAACCCACGUGUUUACGAGAUUCAAAACAAUCCUUCGACCGGGAGAUCAACAGUCAAAGAAGACGAUUUAUUCCAAUAGACAUGACAGUGAUAUGAUAAACAGUGAGUUGAACGAUUAUAAAAAUGUCGCGAAUCAGCGAUACGAGAGAAGUGAUAAUAACCAGCGAUAGCAACAGCGAGCACUGGAGUGCCGCGGUUUGGGACCCUCGAACAGGAUCGACCUUGUCAACCUACAAGAAUGCCGGAGCCCUCGCUCAUCGAACCCUUCAGCUUCUAAGCGAUAGCUACAUGAUCGGUGCAGAUCUGACGAAGCCACGAAUACACAUCUGGCCUCUGAACAAUCAUUCACCCGUUCCCAACCUGAGACUGACACCUCCUGGCAAGGUGACAGCCCUGACCUCCAGCCCGAACGGCUCCUACAUCGUCGCAGCGAUAUCUGAAAAACUCUUUAUCUGGCAAGUCUGCAAUGGACGACUUUUGGGAAAUUUAUCCCAGCAUUAUCAAACGGUCAGCUGUUUAUCGUUCAGUAAAGACGGUUCGCUGUUCGCGAGUGGUGCCGAGGACGGUCUGGUGUUCGUCUGGUCCUUGUAUCGAGUAUUGAACGACGACAGACCUGCGCCAGUACAUGCGUUCUCUCACCAUUCUCUACCGGUAAAGGAUCUGCGGUUCGGUCACGGCGGACCGCUUGGAAGACUGUUCUCCGUGUCUCUGGAUCGAACAUGCAACGUUUACGAUCCGGCGUCCGGAUCGCUGCUGCUCACCCUCGUAUUCAACGUGCCCCUCACCUCGGUCUGUGUGAACGCGCGCGAGAGUGAUUUAUUCGUCGGCUGCACCGACGGCGCCGUGUAUCGAUUCAAUUUGCACGAGCCCCCACGUGGAAUAGAGCAUCACGUGCACCCACGAGGAGGGGAAUCGAACGAUUCGGUGGUCUUCCGGGGACAUGAAUUACCCGUAGUGUCUCUGUCCGUGUCGAUCGACUGCCGAUACUUAAUCUCAGGCUCUGGUAGCCAAGUUCACAUUUGGGACAUCGCUAGCCGUCAGAUAUUAAGGACGAUUACACACAAGGGACAAAUCACUGCCGCGUUUUUCGCGAAACACUAUGAGAACUUUCGCGUGAACGACCUUAAACCGAGCUUGAAAUUAUCUAAUCUACAGAGGGUAUCCGAUGAUACCGGGAAGGAGAGUUUGAUCGAGGUGAUUUCGAGGGACAGGCAUUCGGCGGAUAUUUUGAACUUCGAUUUAUACGCGGAGAACAAUUCAGGAUCGACGUCCAGGCAGAUUGCUGAGAUGAAGGAGGAGAUAGACAACCUGAAGAAAAUCAACGCUGCUAUUUAUCGGUAUAGCGUGGAAGCCGUUCUGGGACAAGAAUGAGUGGACUCCGAGGAGGAACUUCGACUGAAUACUGUGUUUUAAUAAUAAUGAACUUUAGAAAGUUUUUAUGCUAGUACUGACCACAAUAAAGCAUACCUGUUAUACCCUCUUCACAAUGCAGUUUUUUCCCAUCGCUUUUUGUUACCUUCUGGAACUUAAAAACAAGCUAACGAGAAAAUGUAUGCAAGUUAUUUUCUAUUAUGAAAUUAUUAAAGAGGAUUUUCGUAUGUAA